AUGGCCAUUGCCGGUAGCGGGAGCGGCAAUUCGAAGCCCGCCGCCAGCAUGAAGUCUGUGUCUCGGUCGUCCAUGGCCGGCCUCCAAUUUCCUCUCGGCCGCGUCACCAGGUACCUUAGGGCCGGCAAUUACGCACAACACGUCAGUACCAGCGCCCACGUCUACCUCGCUGCUGUCAUUUCUUUCUCUUUGAUUCAGACCCUGCAGCCUGCCGACAACGCAACACGAGACAACAAGAAGAACCGGAUCGUGCCGCGACACAUCCAGCCAGCGGUGUGCAACGAUGAGGAGUUGAGUCGAUUGUUGUGCGCGUUCACCAUCGCCGAUGACGGGAUGAUGUCCGGGAUCCACACCGUGCUCCUCCCCAAGAAGGCCGACAAGGCCAAAGGUGACAUCCACCGGAAAGCAUCCUAGCACCCUACGGCACACGGUUAUCUGUAGUGUGUGCGAUGCACCCCGUAUCACACAC
This is a messenger RNA of Triticum dicoccoides, 469 nucleotides long. RefSeq names its product histone H2A-beta, sperm-like. The transcript is spliced from 2 exons. The record is from RefSeq and is a predicted model, not a curated record. Bases 1 to 414 code for a protein of 137 amino acids. NCBI's taxonomy places the organism in Eukaryota, Viridiplantae, Streptophyta, Magnoliopsida, Poales, Poaceae. Gene Ontology annotation, molecular function: protein heterodimerization activity; DNA binding; structural constituent of chromatin. Gene Ontology annotation, cellular component: nucleosome.